CCCACUCUCUCUGUUUCUCUAAAUAUACCUACUUUUUUUCUCUGGCUUAGACUCAUACAGCUCUCCAAACGUACGCACACUACUCACUCUCUAAAAGUCGCGCUCACACUACCACCCUGUGCAGCCGUGCUCACAUUCUCCGAGCCGUUUUCUCCCAAAACCGGUUUCCCACGCUCUCUCUCUCUCUCUCUCUCUCUCUCUCUCUAUCUAUCUAUCUAUCUAUGAAGAGUUAUCUGUUUUGCUCACAAACCCAUCUCACUCUCUCGACUUUCUAACUAACCAAACACUACCAAUCACAGAGAGUAUAGGGCUUUUGGGUUUUUUUUUUUUAGUCCUUUUUUUGGGGGGCGAGGUGUAAAAUGGAGAAAAAGCAGGGGUUCUUCUCGGCGCUAAAAGAGGAAGUGGUCCGGGGGCUCUCGCCGUCGCGGUCUCGGGCGAACAGUCCCUGCCGGUCCGGGUCACCAAUGUCGGGUCUGUUUCGGAGAAAGAAAGACCGGAGCCAGAACUACGUGGCGCAUCCGGACGCAUUGAUCGGGAGAUCCGGGAGUCUGAGACCGGUGGGGGAGGCGCUGGCGCCGUUGAUGGAGGGGCCGGACGCGGACGGGGAGGGGGUCGGGGAGUCGAAGCGGGUCGGGUCGGGUCUGGGGCAAUGGAUGAAGGGACAGCUAGCGAGGACACCUUCGGUGACGUCGUCGGCGGCGGCGGCGUGCCGGAGGUCCGAUCUGAGGCUGUUGCUUGGGGUGAUGGGCGCACCUCUCGCCCCGGUGCACGUUAACACCACCGACCCUUGGCCUCACCUUAGCAUCAAGGACACCCCCAUUGAGACUUCGUCUGCUCAGUAUAUAUUGCAGCAGUACACGGCGGCUUCUGGUGGGCAGAAGCUGCAAAACUCAAUAAAAAAUGCAUAUGCGAUGGGAAAAGUUCGGAUGGUGGCUUCUGAGUUCGAAACCGCCACUAAGGUGAUGAAGAACCGGAAUGCUGCUAGGUGUGUGGAGUCGGGCGGGUUUGUGCUCUGGCAGAUGAAUCCAGAUAUGUGGUAUGUGGAGCUUGCUGCUGGGGGCAGCAAGGUUCAUGCUGGCUGCAAUGGAAAACUUGUUUGGAGGCACACACCCUGGCUCGGUGCCCACACUGCAAAAGGGCCUGUAAGGCCUCUUCGUCGCGCCCUUCAGGGGCUUGAUCCUAGAACCACCGCCAGUAUGUUUACGGAUGCUAGAUGCAUAGGGGAGAAGAGGAUCAAUGGUGAGGAUUGCUUCAUCCUUAAGCUUUGUGCUGAUCCUCAGACAUUGAAGGCCAGGAGUGAAGGACCGGCAGAGAUAAUUAGGCAUGUCUUGUUUGGCUACUUCAGCACAAAGACAGGGCUUCUUGUUCACAUGGAGGAUUCACAUCUUACCCGCAUCCAAUCCAAUGGGGGCGAUGCAGUUUACUGGGAAACUACAAUCAAUUCGUUCCUGGAUGAUUACAGGUCUGUUGAGGGCAUCAUGAUUGCCCACUCUGGGCGUUCUGUGGUAACCCUUUUCAGGUUCGGUGAGAUGGCAAUGAGCCAUACCAAAACGAAGAUGGAAGAAGCUUGGACAAUUGAGGAGGUUGCAUUUAACGUUCCGGGUCUGUCAGUGGACUGCUUCAUUCCCCCGGCAGACUUGAGAUCAGGCUCCAUCAGUGAGACCUGUGAGCUUCCUCAGGAUGAAAGGGGAAAGGGGGCGAUUGCACUAGCAGCAUAUCGAGCCAAAGUUGCCGCACUGGAGAAAGAACAUGACAGCUCCAUGGAUAACAUGAUUUGGAAGAUGGAAGUCUAACAAGGGUAGGAUCCAACUAGGGCAAUUGUUCAUAUGGGUAGCUAGUUUUAAUUGACUAACAUUUUAAAAAGUUACAGAGUAGGAGUUAAGUCAGCUUUUUUUGGGUGAAGUUGGUUUAUGCCUCUAUUAAUCUGUAAAUACAGAGCAUAAUCAUUCACAGGUUUCAGUGAGGCCUGGUUGAAUCUUUAUACUCUCAAUGCAGAAUCCAACUAUGGAGUUGGAGCUCAGCUUUCCAUUUAGGGAUAGAGCAAGUGGAGGUUAAGUUUUUAAUUUACCUUCAAUGCAUGGAGGUGGUGAAGCUCUGGAGUAUUAGAGCCGCCAACCUCUUAUAAUUCUACUAAUUCUCUUACUUCAAUGAAUUCCAUGGUGGCGGUAGUAAGGAAACUGCCCCCAACCAACUUGAUUUCGAUGCUUAAUGACUAGCCUGUUAAUUUUUUUUACCUUUGUCGGUGUGCUAAUCUUUGUGUGGUUGUUUCUUGGUUUGAGAAGGAGGAGGUCAUGGUAAAAGAGAUGAACUGUAAUUUCUUUUCUUAACAGUUGUAACCCCACAUAUUUCUGAUAUGGGUUUUUGGUUGUAUGUAUCAUGGCAUUUUGUCAGUACUUCUCUAGAGAAAAUUGUAAACAUAAACAUUGUGUCCAUCACAUAUUAAAUGCUCAUGAAUAUGUAUAGAUCAGCAUCUUUCCUUCU
This is a messenger RNA of Corylus avellana, 2481 nucleotides long. RefSeq lists its product as uncharacterized. NCBI's taxonomy places the organism in Eukaryota, Viridiplantae, Streptophyta, Magnoliopsida, Fagales, Betulaceae. The record is from RefSeq and is a predicted model, not a curated record.